Molecule: messenger RNA, 1641 nt
Organism: Zerene cesonia (dogface butterfly)
Lineage: Eukaryota; Metazoa; Arthropoda; Insecta; Lepidoptera; Pieridae
Product: protein abrupt-like
Exons: 6
Coding region: 207-1589 (460 amino acids)
Biological process (GO): regulation of transcription by RNA polymerase II
Cellular component (GO): nucleus
Molecular function (GO): protein binding
Source: RefSeq, a predicted model, not a curated record
UAGUGCAAAAAGUGAAAGAAGACUGUGUCAUUGGAGGUCAUGCACUUUAUUUUUAAUGAUAUUUACUGUGUUGUCUUUUAAUUAUUGUUAGAAGUUUGAUAAGGAAUAUAUUAAAUUAAAACGUCUUAAUGACUGUGCCUAUAGUGAAAUAUACAAUUCUAACGUGACUUUAAAUUAUUUCAGGUUUUUAAAAACAAAACGUAGCUAUGGCAGAUCAAUUCUGUUUACGUUGGAACAAUUUUCAAACUAAUAUUGUAAGUGCAUUAGAUUCGCUAAAGUGCUCCGAGGAUCUCGUCGAUGUAACACUUACCUGUGAAGGCAGAAAUAUCAAGGCUCAUAAAGUAAUACUGUCAGCGUGCAGCCCGUACUUUAGGAAUGUGUUCAAGGAGAACCCUUGUCAGCAUCCUGUUAUAAUUUUAAAAGAUGUCUCAGCUGAUGAUAUUCUUAGCUUGUUGUCCUACAUGUACCAAGGAGAAGUAUUCAUUGAGGAGAGUAAAUUGUCAUCAUUUUUACACACUGCUGCAUUAUUACAAAUAAAAGGCUUGACUGGUGUUACUCAACAGAAUGAAACAUUUACAAGUAUGAAUGCUACAAAUAAGCUUUAUACGCAGUUGACUAUCUAUUCGAAAUCACAUGGAGGUGCUACUCACAAAGAGACAAGGAUGCCUGCAUUGAAAAAAAGGAGAAGUAGCACAUCUGAUAAACCAAAUGAUACUGCAGCUGUGGAAAAUUACAAGAGGAGUAAAAUUCUGGAAUCAUGUGAGAUAUAUAACAGGAAUAAUGGUCAUCAAUUGAAAUUGGACAACCCAAUUUUUGGCACUAAUAACAUUGGUGAAAAGAAAACGGAUACUGUUAAUGAUUAUUCUGGAAUCAGUAAUGGAAAAAGUGCUACACAGGUCCAAGAAGAGGUACCUGUGGUUGUUAAAACAGAAUGGAACGAAGAUAACAAUUCACCAAAUCCAGCAACUGUAAGUUCUGACAAUGAUGACAGUCUCCCUGAUUAUGAGAAUAGCAUGCUAGCAAGAUCAUUACUAUCAGGUAUUAAUCCUUCAAAAAGUGAUGCCUGUCCAAAAAAAGUCCCUAUUCCUGAAGUACACAAUGCCAACAGAAACAAGGACAAUAAUUCUGAACCAGUAACCUACGCUAACAAUGUAAACAAAAGCCCAACAAAAUCAGCCACUGAUGAGUCCAUUGUGAAAUUGGAAAAACCAUCACCAAAGUCAGAUGUUGAUUACGAACCAGAAGUAUUACUGUCGGAGCAGCAAGAUGGCACUGAUUCAGAAAACACUUACACUUCUGAACAAUCACAAGCAUUACUUCUACUAGCGGGGAUGUCUACUGUUCCAAUUUUGAACUCUGGUGCUUCGACUUCUCAAAAUUCCCACCAACAAUCUAAUCAUGCAGCUAUAUGUGGAGAUUGCCCACACUGUGGAAUGAAGUAUUCUAACCAAUCGGCCCUGAAAUAUCAUGUGAGAUUAAUGCACUCAGAUCUAACUAACAGGCUGUGUUGCUAUCUGUGUCCAAGGUCAUUUACUAUGCGGGAGACUUUUAAAGAACAUAUGUGGACAAGUCAUGGACAAAGAAAUUAGUUACCAAGUAUAAUGGUGCCUUAAACAAGUUCCUUGCCAAUGGAGUUGAAAA